UCAAUUCAAAAAUUGAAACUUUAAAAAUACAAAUACAAUUCUUCAAAGGAACUUUUUUUUAUUACUAUAUUUUAAAAAAAUUUCCAGAAAUGAAUGUUUUUGAACAGCUCGAGUCAAUCUACACAAAUGCCAAACUUGAUCUGGACAAGUUGGUAAACCACCAAGAAGCUAUGGACCCACAAACUGUCCAAUCUGUGACUUCAUCUCUUCAAAAAAUGUCCGACGACAUCAAAGAAUUGAAGAUUAAAGCUGAAAAAAAAUUAGCGGAAAUUGAAUUAGACAACAAUUCCUAUGAAAUGUCACAAAUGCAGGCGAGGAGUGCCCUAAAUGUUAAUAAAGAAAAGUUGAUCCGCUUGUUGCCUGAAUUAAAAGACACCUUAUUUAAAGAUGAUGAUGAUGGUGAAAAGGAUGCUGGUGAUUUAGAAGGACGAGAAUCAGAUUACUUUGAAUCCUGUAAAGAAAAUCAGCCAGAUGGAGCAGUUGUUACUGAUGUACCCGAACAUACUGAUGAUUUUGUAAACUUAGAAAACGCAGACGAGUUCAUGAGGAAAAUAAAGCAGGACAUCUUGAGGGUAAGGAACAAGUACUGCACUCCAAGCAGUGAUCUACCACCGUCUGCCGAUCUGGACAAAAAAUCAAAAGAGACGCUUUCCACAGAGCAUCAAGAAACUAUGAACAAAAUGUCUGAACUAACAUCCACCUUGUCGCUCGUUGACGGUAACGAUCGUAACAUCCCAGAUGAGCUUUUUAAAAACAGACCAGUGGAACCCAAAGUUAGCAUAUUAAAGACCAGCUCCCUGAACAAGCAGAUGAAAUUCUCAAACCGACACACAACAAGAGUUCAAUUCUCUGACAAUUCAAAUACCACUGUCAGCACCGCCGCCCAUCACGAAGCAGCUGCUAAUGGUGAUUCACACUUUCAAUAUGGCGUCCAAAGUGUGAAGGACCCAAAGGCCAAACACAGGUUAGAUUUUUCCCAGAAGCAAAAUACAGAAACAACCUCUUUGUACCCAGAUUAUGAAUCAUAUUUAAGAAGUUUUAAUAAACCUAAAUGAUACACACGCACACACACUCACGCACACACACACUUGUACAUACAGAUACAUUGACGCUUACGUUCAUUAUACAAUUUUUACAAAUUUGUAAAAAUUACAUUUAUGUAAUUUAUUUCUAUUCAAUUUUCUCCAUUUUUGUUGGUUCUUAAUCUCGUACGUGUGUUUAAAAAUGUGUAGCAUUGUAAUUUUGUUUUUACGAAAUGUUAUUUAUUUAUUUAUUUAUUAAAUAAA
This is a messenger RNA of Helobdella robusta, 1286 nucleotides long. RefSeq lists its product as hypothetical. The transcript has 6 exons. NCBI's taxonomy places the organism in Eukaryota, Metazoa, Annelida, Clitellata, Rhynchobdellida, Glossiphoniidae. The record is from RefSeq and is a predicted model, not a curated record. The coding region runs from base 90 to 1055 and encodes 321 amino acids.